AUGAAGCUGAAAAUCAAUUCCCCACUCCCUUCCCCAGUUGAUUCUGAUACUGAGAAUGACAUUCCAAAACUGAAAUUCCCCGAAUCUCGUAUUCAUUCUGGAUUGAAUCCAAACUGCAGAUCCACUAUUCCCCUCUGUCCAAAGUCCUUCUCCAAGGUUAUGAAGUCAAUCGACACUUUCAUUUUUGAUGCUGAUGGUGUCCUCUGGCUUGGUGAAUCAGUGAUGCCAGGAUCUCCUCGUCUGAUUGAUUACCUAGUGAAACACAAUAAACAAAUCAUUGUUCUCACCAACAAUGCCACCAAAUCUCGUGCUGUCUAUGCGAAGAAAUUGGCGAAACUCGGCUACAAUUCGCAGAAAAUGAACAAGAACAAUCUGGUGAAUCCAGCUGCAGUAGUUGCUGACACAUUACAAAGAUCUGGAUUGGAUGGUAAACGAGUUUAUUUGAUUGGAGAACAAGGACUUCGUGAUGAAAUGGAUGAACUGGGCAUUGAAUAUUUCGGACAUGGACCAGAGAAGAAGCAAGAAAUCGAUGGUGCAUUCAUGUAUGAUAUCAAAUUGGAGGAGAAUGUUGGAGCAGUUGUUGUUGGUUACGAGAAACAUUUCGACUACACGAAAAUGAUGAAAGCAGCCAACUAUUUGAGAGAAGAAGGCGUUCUGUUUGUGGCUACGAAUGAAGAUGAAACAUGUCCGGGACCGAAUCCAGAAGUGGUUAUUCCUGAUGCUGGACCAAUUGUUGCUGCAAUUAAAUGUGCAUCUGGAAGAGAUCCAUUGACUGUUGGAAAACCAUGUACACCUGCAUUCAAUUAUAUCAAAAGGAAGUGGAAUAUCAAUCCAUCGAGAACUAUGAUGAUUGGUGACAGAACCAACACUGAUGUGAAAUUCGGAAGAGAUCAUGGAAUGAAGACGUUGUUAGUGUUGUCUGGAUGUCAUCAAAUCGAAGAUAUCAUUGAGAAUCAAAUGAAUGAACGUGACGAUAUGGUCCCUGAUUACGUCGCCCCUUGCCUCGGUGCUCUUGUUCCAGAGACCAAUCAAGUCUACUACUAA
This is a messenger RNA of Caenorhabditis remanei, 1044 nucleotides long. RefSeq lists its product as uncharacterized. The transcript has 3 exons. NCBI's taxonomy places the organism in Eukaryota, Metazoa, Nematoda, Chromadorea, Rhabditida, Rhabditidae. Gene Ontology annotation, cellular component: cytoplasm. Gene Ontology annotation, molecular function: phosphatase activity. The record is from RefSeq and is a predicted model, not a curated record. The coding region runs from base 1 to 1044 and encodes 347 amino acids.